Messenger RNA from Cutaneotrichosporon oleaginosum, 1153 nucleotides. RefSeq lists its product as uncharacterized. Gene Ontology annotation, biological process: vacuolar proton-transporting V-type ATPase complex assembly. NCBI's taxonomy places the organism in Eukaryota, Fungi, Basidiomycota, Tremellomycetes, Trichosporonales, Trichosporonaceae. Gene Ontology annotation, cellular component: endomembrane system. The record is from RefSeq and is a predicted model, not a curated record.
CAAUCGCUAUUAGCCGACCCACGCUGGAUGACGGCCGCCUAACUACUGACGCUUGAACCGCUACUGACAUGACGCCAACGACCUCCUCGCCAAAAUGUCGACCAUGACGGCACCCACGCUCUUCACUCUCCCCCCACAUCUACAGGAGAGCAUUGCCGCGCUCGUCGCUGCCGACGUUGCUCCGGCGCGCCUGCAAGACGACUUGCGCGCGGCUCUUGCCGCCGCCGGAAUCGAGGAGAUGGAGGAAAGCGAUGUGGACGCAGAGCCCACCGACGGGCCCAGCAAGCCGGACGAGCCUUCGCCCGCCACUGCCGCCUCCGCGGGCUCCGAUGCCGGGAGCGAGCCGGUCGAUGUGAAACCACCGCGGCGCAAGCCGCCGACGAUCGGCGGCGAGCUGCUGGACGCGCUCGCAGCAUGGGCGGGGUCGGCGCGCGACCGCCUCGUCUCCGCGGGACUUGACCCCGCAGACUACAGCUUCAUCGGCCUGCUGGCCGGCACGGAAGUGUACCUCCCGCCGCGACAGCGCGCGCUCGCCGCGGCGGCGGACAAGGCGCUGGCGGACCGCGAGAAGGCCAACCCCUUCCUUCCCACAUACAUGUCGCCGACCCCUCCUUCGCUCGGGUCAGAGUACCGCCAAAUGUCGCGGCAGGUCGCGACGGUCUUGAAUGUGCUGUUCUCGAUCUUCGGCGUCGGCGGCGGCGUGUACUAUGCCGCGCGGAGCGUGGGGUGGGCGCGCGAGCGCGCUAUCUUGCUCGGUAUCCUUGCUGGCGUGGUGGUUGGGAUCGCGGAUAGCGUGUUGCUCUGGAUCUUCAAGGUCCGCCUCAAGAAGGACCGGAGGGAUACUGCGCGACGCCGCGUGCGCUUGAACAAGGGCAGCGCGGGGAUUCCGGGGAGCGCCAAGGUGCUUAGUCUGGGCGGCGAGGGGGAGGGUGAAGGGGAGGGGGAGAGCGAGGUGAUUGCAGCGCUGGAAGAAGUCGAUGUCACGUCGGCGUCCGCGUCCGCUUCGACGCCGGCGAAACGCACCCUCCGCCUCCGCCGCAAACCGCUCUCAUAGUCGCAUGGGAUAUGGAAUAGUAUAUGCAGGGUAUAGGGCUACAGUGUGGUCUAGAACGGCGCGGUGGGAUACAUGUUGGGCCGCUCCCAGCCAUUCAGG